This is a messenger RNA of Paramuricea clavata, 6247 nucleotides long. Lineage: Eukaryota; Metazoa; Cnidaria; Anthozoa; Malacalcyonacea; Plexauridae. The record is from the annotation of a GenBank genome assembly.
CUUCUGGUAUAACUUCCUAUUCUGUGACGAAAAGGUCCAUUCCGGAAGUGAGCCGGCCACCGUGACGUAAUUGCCUCUUCAAAAAGUCAACAAAGUCAAAUUUUCAACAACAAGAAAGCUGAAAUAUUGAAGCAUAUUUCACUCAGUUUUACACGCGAAUUGCCGUCGCUUUUCACGGCAGAGAAAAUGGGAAAACCAGACGAAUUUAAAAUAACAUUCACGAGCAACAAACGCGUUUAUUACGCUGGAGAUAUGGUCACAGGAAAUGUAGUUACGAAGUCGCGAAAGAAAUUAAAAUUUCGCUCGAUUCGUAUGGAGUUUCUGGGCGAAGCUAAAGUAGCCAGGGCGAAUAGCAAAGAUUGGGUCACCGUACAGAGUUAUUUUGACGAAAAAGUUGAAAUCUAUGGCAAAGGUUUGCACAGUAUUCUAAGGGGGGAAAUUUACGACAUGUCAUGUUGGGUAUUUUUUUAAUUUUAUGGCACCCCUUGUCUGCAUAAUAUUUUAUGGGAUUAUACAUAAAUUUUGAUGCUUGCCACAAUUUGAUACAAUUUGAUUUGUUACAGUGAAUUUUCUUAUAUAAAUUCAUGUUUAAAAUAAGACGUUAUUACUGUCAUUUUACUAAUAAUGAGUUCUAGGGCAAAAUCUUCAAAAUUUGAAAUUGGGCAAUUUUCCUGUGUAAAUAUGAAAUAUUUGGAAGAUUAUCUUUGACACAAUUAGUACAUUGUUAAAGUACAUAUUCACAUAUUUGGAAUUUGAAGUUGCACAAGGAAUUAUGAAAGAUGUUAUGGGUUAUAAAUUCGGCAGCCUUAUUUCUAAGCAUUUUUGUUUUUUGAUAAAAAAUUAUGGCAGCUGAGAUGUGUAUUGUUAUAUGUUAAUACAAUGAAUAUAUAUUAGAAUUGCCUGACAAAUAUAUGUCUGUCAUAAAUUUUUCAUAAGUCACGUUUUUAAUGGAUGACAAUAAUUUAAUGAAUUCACAUGGUAUCAUUUUCUAAAUGAGGAAACCUAGAUGUUAGACUAAAAUGAUUUAUACUGGAUGCCCUAUCGAUUCUUAAAAUUAUUUUCCCUGGAGGUCCAGUAUUAAAGUCCUGUUAAUAAAUAAUAGUUAAUAAUUAAUAACUAAAUAAUAGUUGAUGUAUGGAAAUCAUACAACAAGUCCUACUACUUGACAGGAGCAAAUCAAGAUGGGUCUUAUCCAACAAUUCAAGCUGGCGACCAUGUCUUUCCGUUUCAUUUUGAAAUCCCACGACGACGUCUGCCGUCAUCAUUCGAAGGAAGGUUUGGAUGUAUUCGUUACUCGCUAAAGGCAACGAUGGACCGCCCAUGGAAAUCGAAUUAUAAUGCAAAAAAUGCAAUAACAAUCUUGGAAAUUGUUGAUAUAAAUGAACCGUGGGCUUUGGUAUGUUAACAUCAUGAAAUACUCUUCUAAACCUCAAUCAACCCAUUGGGCUGCAAACCACCCAAAUGUGCCCUACUUUAUUAUUUUACUCUGUCUGACGAUUUUACUCGUCAAGGGAAAAGUGCUGCCACUCAAUGGGUUAAUAGUGUAAUGUGGUCAUUGUAGGAGCCAAUCGUAAUGGAACGAGAGAUGCAGACGCAAUUUAUGUGUUUCAACCGUGGUUCUAUCGUGGCCCAGAUGAGAACAGAUCGCUGUGGUUACUGCCCUGGCGAAGCUGUAGCUCUCACUGGUGGAUUUUGUAACAAUACCUCGUCAAGAACGAAGCCUGUGACUGUCAGCUUAUAUCAGAAGACCAUAUAUACACAAGGUGUGUGCGAAUAAAUGUUCAAUAUUUCAAAACCAGAGAGCUCUGGCUCUACAUGCACGAGAAACAAAGUAACAAUAACCCUGACAAAAACGUUAAGUGUAGCUGGCCAAAAAAAUUAUCUGAUUUUUAUUUUCAGGAAGUAAAAAGAAUGAAAUAAACAAAUGUGUGAAAGUGAGCAAAGACAAGCGUCUCCAACCUCACCGACCAAUACAAUGGGAGAACCAAAUGUUCAGUAUUCCGGCAAUCCCACCCACGAUAAAUAAUUCGAAAUUUAUCAAAGUUUCAUAUUUACUUGAGGUUAGUACAUGCACUAGUUUCUAACCUACUGUAGAAGUAAUAUUACCAUGACAAAUUGGUCUACCUACACUGGACACCAGUGAGUAGCACCAAACAAACUUCUUUUUAAAAUUUUAGGUAAGUAUACAGUCAAGUCGUGGCUCCCUGGUCCUUAACCUACCAAUUACGAUCGGGACAGUUCCCUUUAGGCCACCAAUUCUUGCGAGUGCCCCACCUAUGAUGUCACCAGUCUACCCAUUACCUUCUGCGCCCCCAGCUGAUCUUGCACCACCCUAUGAAGUAAACCUACCAAGUUAUUCUGAAUCCAUGGCAACAGCACAACUUGGGCGUAAGUGUACAUAAUUGUUAGUCGGUCAUUCAGUCGGUUGGUCGGUCGUCAUUCAGUCAGUUGGUCGGUCGUCAUUCAGUCGGUUGGUCAGUCAGUUGCUUGGUCGUCAUUGAGUCGGUUGGUCAGUCAGUUGCUUGGUCGUCAUUCGGUCGGUUGAUCAGUUGGUUGGUCAUCAUUCAGUUGGUUGGUCGGUUGUCAUUUGGUCGGUCGUCAUUUGGUCGGUCGUCAUUCAGUCAUUGGUCAAUCAGUUGCUCGGUCGUCAUUCGGUUGGUUGGUCAGUCAGUUGCUUGGUCGUCAUUCGGUCGGUUGGUCAGUCAGUUGGUUGGUUAUCAUUCAGUUGGUUGGUUGUCAUUUGGUCGGUCGUCAUUCAGUCAUCGGUCAAUCGGUUGGUCAGUCGUCAUUCAGUCGGUUGGUCAGUCAGUUGCUUGGUCGUCAUUCGGUCGGUUGGUCAGUCAGUUUGCUGGUCAUCAUUCAAUUGGUUGGUCGGUUGUCAUUUGGUCGGUCGGUCAUCAUUUAGUCAUUGGUCAAUCAGUUGGUCGGUCGUUAUUCAGUCGGUUGGUCAGUCAGUUGGUGGUCAUCGUUCAGUCGGUUGAUCUGUCAGUUGGUUGGUCAGUAAGAGGUUUACAAUGUACAUUAUAGUGCAGUUUAUGUACUAGCCCAUGUUGUAACUAUUGGUCGGUCGUCAUUCAGUCAUUGGUCAAUCGGUUGGUCAGUCGUCAUUCAGUCGGUUGGUCAGUCAGUUGCUUGGUCGUCAUUCGGUCGGUUGGUCAGUCAGUUGGCUGGUCAUCAUUCAGUUGGUUGGUCGGUUGUCAUUUGGUCGGUCGGUCGUCAUUUAGUCAUUGGUCAAUCAGUUGGUCGGUCGUUAUUCAGUCGGUUGGUCAGUCAGUUGGUGGUCAUCGUUCAGUCGGUUGAUCUGUCAGUUGGUUGGUCAGUAAGAGGUUUACAAUGUACAUUAUAGUGCAGUUUAUGUACUAGCCCAUGUUGUAACUAUUGGUCGGUCGUCAUUCAGUCAUUGGUCAAUCGGUUGGUCAGUCGUCAUUCAGUCGGUUGGUCAGUCAGUUGCUUGGUCGUCAUUCGGUCGGUUGGUCAGUCAGUUGGCUGGUCAUCAUUCAGUUGGUUGGUCGGUUGUCAUUUGGUCGGUUGUCAUUUGGUCGGUCGUCAUUUGGUCGGUCGUCAUUCAGUCAUUGGUCAAUCAGUUGCUCGGUCGUCAUUCGGUUGGUUGGUCAGUCAGUUGCUUGGUCGUCAUUCGGUCGGUUGGUCAGUUAUCAUUCAGUUGGUUGGUUGUCAUUUGGUCGGUCAUCAUUCAGUCAUUGGUCAAUCGGUUGGUCAGUCGUCAUUCAGUCGGUUGGUCAGUCAGUUGCUUGGUCGUCAUUCGGUCGGUUGGUCAGUCAGUUGACUGGUCAUCAUUCAGUUGGUUGGUCAUCAUUCAGUUGGUUGGUCGGUUGUCAUUUGGUCGGUCGGUCGUCAUUUAGUCAUUGGUCAAUCAGUUGGUCGGUCGUCAUUCGGUCGGUUGGUCAGUCGGUUGGUCAGUCAGUUGGUGGUCAUCAUUCGGUCGGUUGGUCAGUCAGUUGGUGGUCGUCAUUCGGUCGGUUGGUCAGUCAGUUGCUUGGUCAUCAUUCAGUUGGUUGGUCGGUUGUCAUUUGGUCGGUCGUCAUUCAGUCAUUGGUCAAUCAGUUGCUCGGUCGUCAUUCGGUUGGUUGGUCAGUCAGUUGCUUAGUCGUCAUUCAGUCGGUUGGUCAGUCAGUUGCUUGGUCUUCAUUUGGUCGGUUGGUCAGUCAGUUGGCUGGUCAUCAUUCAGUUGGUUGAUCGGUCGUCAGGUCGGUUGGUCGUCAUUUAGUCAUUGGUCAAUCAGUUGGUCGGUCGUCAUUCAGUCGGUUGAUCUGUCAGUUGGUUGGUCAGUAAGAGAUUUACAAUGUACAUUAUAGUGCAGUUGUUUAUGUACUAGCCCAUGUUGUAACUAUUGUCCUAAAAGUCAAGUGAUAAUAGCCUAACAUGUUUAUAUUCUCGUCUAUUUUCUAGCUCCACCAGCCUAUGCCGAAUGCGUAUUUGGAUCCGCACGCAUUUGGGACGAGAAUGAUGCAGCCGGGGGUGCUGUAAUGGGUGAUACUUCAUUUACACCUAUGUAUGCAUUUGUAUCACACUACGAGUACAGACCUAGCACGGCAGGAACGUUUACUGAGGAAGAGACCAUCACCGCAGAGCGAGAACCAAGGUUAGAUGCCGUUGAUGAUGGUUUGUCUGACAGUAUGGACGAAGAGAGUGACUGAUUUGAAGAGAAGAUAUGAAGUGUGUACGCUUCUAUCCAAGAAAUGAAACCUUGUAUAUCGCUGACAAGCCAGUCACGAUGUAUUGUAUAAAGAAUGACAGUAUAUGUAUCAAGAAACACAGGGGAAAAAAUAACAAACUGCUGAAAGAUUUCCUUAUUUUCAGAACAUAUGUAUUCUUCUAGUGUAUCCCAUAAUCAGUGAAGAUGUUUUUGUUUCAUUUCACUUGUUAUGUUAUCUGAGUUUUUUCUUUUGAUGUUAUAUAACAAUUUAUUGAGCAAAUGCUUUGAAUGGAUGAUUCUAGCUGUCGACUAAUUUUUUAUCUAGACAAGAAAGACAAAAUAUAUACUAAAAUACUCAAAAUAUAUACAGGUAUAAUACUAAAAUAAAAUACUCAAAAUUUGCUUAAUUUCACAGGGCUAUAUUUUUCGUAUUUUUACAACAUUUUGCAAUCAAAUUUGCCAAUUUUACUAAUUGAAGGACGUUCUUUUAUGAUAGAUUUCGUCUUUCUUGUCUGGAUCAAAAUUUAGUCUGGAUGAAAAUUUAGUCUAUAUCAUCCAUUGUUGAUCUUUUGAAAAACACGGAACCGAGAUGAAAUUUCUGGAACCGUCAACUCUAAUUGAAACUUUAAAGUGUAGCUACAUUAUUUAUAGAAAUCGCCAUAGAAAUAUUUAAAGUAAUUUUGUGAUUAAAAUUAACAAAUUGAACUCAAAAAGGCCUAGAACGGCUCUUCUUAGAAGGGACACCGCGCUGUAAAAGAGACAUCUAUGUAUGGUUGUAGAAUAACGUUUGUAUGUAUAGUCUAUGUAGAGAUAGAAAUAUAGUCAGAAUUUAGAUUUAAUUGGUCCAAACUCAUGUUCCAAUUGUUUUCAUAUUUUAGAGGGAUGUUAUUAUAGCUAAGCGGCAGUAUUUAAAUUAAAUUGGUCCGAAUACAUAUUUCACUAAUUGUUUUCAUGUAGAGUGAUGAUAUUAAAACUGUAGAUAAACUCGUCCGUAAUACACAUUUAAUUUGUCAUCAGCAAGAUAUUAACCACAAUGAGAGCAAAUUGUGCGCAAAGUAAAUUCUAAGAUUUGAAGGAUUGGUAAGAAAUGUUUGAGGAAACUGACUUAUAGUUGUUGAAUACUGAAUCACUUUCCUCACUCAAAAUUUUUGUACAAAUGAUUCCAAACGUAGAAUUUACCCAUGCAAAAUUCCGCAGCCCUCGAAAACGAGGUCGGCGAUGCCGACCUAUCAAACCCUCGGGUCGGCAAAUUUUGGCCGACCUUAAUUCAGCCAAAGUAUGAAUCUCUUUUUCAUUUUUUGGUGCUGAUGGCUGUUAAACAGUCAGCGAUUACAGAAUUCGAUUCGUAGUUCGAUUAAUUAAACACACUUCGGUGUAAGGUUUAAAAAUUGACGGGUAUUUUAUAUAUAAUUUAGGUACGACUCCAAAGGAAAAGCCGUGUUACUUUUCAAUGAUUCGUAUAUACAUUCGGUUUUCGAGGGCUGAAUGGACCUUUCCCCUUAUAACUAAAAUUUUGAUCUAGACAAAAAUUUCAUCGCAGCUUGAAAGAGCAUCACAAAAUUAGUAAUAUUCCAAAGUUUCGUUGCGAAAUGU